Messenger RNA from Fundulus heteroclitus (mummichog), 2104 nucleotides. RefSeq names its product serine incorporator 4 (gene serinc4). The transcript has 11 exons. NCBI's taxonomy places the organism in Eukaryota, Metazoa, Chordata, Actinopteri, Cyprinodontiformes, Fundulidae. Gene Ontology annotation, cellular component: membrane. Bases 366 to 1916 code for a protein of 516 amino acids. The record is from RefSeq and is a predicted model, not a curated record.
AAUCUGACCGGGACAGGGAGGAGGGGGGUGAGGGAUGAGGGAGGCCACCGGGCUUUCGCCUCUUUCUCCCUUUUCCCUCGCAGCAGCCAACACAGCCGCAGAGCGAAGGCACGCAGGACAUGGUGAGAAAAACCAGUGAUUCUCCUGCGAGGCGGCUCGGCCGGGGCUCAGGCUGAGGGUCUGGGCUGCGGGGAGCCCAGCUGGACCGGAGCCACCGUUUCUCCGGCAGAAGGAGCGACUGAGCACAACCUGUUACUUCCCAGACGGGCCUGUCAGAGGGGGCUUUUUUGGCUCUGGCCUCCCUGAGGAUGUGAGGAUUCUUUGUGGGCUCUCUGGGACGAGCGCUCGGUGCUGGGUGGGAGUUCAUGGCCAAAUGUAAAGCCGCGGUGGUCGACGACAAGCACUUCAGAGGGACGAUGUCGGCCUCCCAGGGGAUGAGCCGCACCAGCGUCUACAGCUACUUCCUCAACAUGGUGGCCUAUCAGAUCUGCUGCUGCUGUGGACCGGCUCCCUGCUCGCUCUGCUGUGCCUUCUGCCCUCCUGUCAAAUCGUCCACCAGCACGCGGGUCAUGUACACCCUCUUCCACAUCAUGAGCUGCGCCGUCUCCUGCCUCAUGUUGUCCCGCACCGUCUCCGAGCUCGUCAGGGAGAAUGUGCCUUUCUUCAACGUGGUGUGCGACCAGGCGCACGGCGGCGGCCACUGCGAGAUGCUGGUGGGCUACUCGGCCGUCUACAGAGUCUGCUUCGGCACCUCCUGCUUCUACCUGAUGAUGGCCAUCUUCCUCAUCGACGUGAAGUCCAGCCAGGACUUCAGAGCGCUCAUACACAACGGGUUCUGGUUUUUGAAGUUUAUCACCUUGCUUGGGAUGUGCACUGCUGCCUUCUUCAUCCCCACCGAGUCUUUCCUGCACGCUUGGCAUUACGUUGGAGUCGUGGGAGGGUUUGCCUUCAUCCUCAUCCAGCUCAUCCUCAUAACAGCUUUUGCACACACGUGGAACAAGAACUGGUUGACCGGAGCAGCAGAGAACAAGCGCUGGUACCUGGCGGUGAUGUGCGCCACCCUCUUCUUCUACACCAUCGCCACCAUGGCCUUCACCUUCAUGUACAAGUACUACACACACCCCAUCGCAUGCCACUUCAACAAGGUCCUGCUGUGGGUCAACCUGGGGCUCUGCGGCCUCAUGUCCUUCAUCGCCGUCACGCCGUGCGUCAAGCAGAAGCAGCCUCGCUCUGGGCUCCUCCAGGCCUCCAUCAUCAGCUGUUACGUCAUGUACCUCACGUUCUCCGCGCUGUCCAGCCGUCCGCCAGAGAAAGUGGUGUACCAGGGCAUGAACAUGACCGUCUGUUACCCCAGUGUGGGGCAAGAUGGAGUGAAGAACGAGGGCAACGCUGUGGCCAUCAUUGGAGCCGCCAUCAUGUACUGCUGCGUCCUGUUUGCUUGUAACGAAGCUUCGUAUCUGGCUGAGGUGUUCGGUCCAUUCUGGAUGAUCAAAGUGUAUCGCUACGAGUUCCAGAAAGCAACCUGUUGCUUCUGCUGCCCUGAGGAAGAAGCAGCUGAAGAGGAGUUUGUGGUUGAUGAUGACAACAAGGGCUGUCAGAAGGUUAUCCAUAAUGAGACCCAGAGGGUGGCGUACAGCUACUUCUUCUUCCACUUCGUCUUCUUCUUGGCCUCGCUCUACGUCAUGAUGACCCUCACUAACUGGUUCAGCUACGAGUCGGCGGUGCUGGAGACCACCUUCACCCACGGCUGCUGGUCCACCUUCUGGGUGAAGAUGUCGUCCUGCUGGGCCUGUGUGAUCCUCUACCUCUGGCUGCUGCUGGGCCCGCUGUGCAGCUGCCAGAACGAGUCCAGGCCGCGGCGUUCUCGCAUCAAACGUCGCUCCGCGUCCAGCCGGCACGUCAGCGUCAGCGUGUGACGGCGUCUGCGGGCGGGCCCGCCUGAAGGGAGCCAACUAAGCCCGGGCGAGGACCAGGAGACGGACGAGUCGGCGCUGCCCGAGGCGCCCUGGAGGUCGCUGGGAUCAAAGACUCGCAGAGUUGUGAGAAAACGAGCGAGAUGCGUCGGCCAUCGCUGCAGAGUUGAUGCCAGAAGAACUGGCCCUGA